AUGCAGCUGGGCCCGCAGCUUUGGCGCGCUGUGCCGAGCGGCGUCGAUGGACUGGCGGCAGCAGUGCGCAAGACCCCGUGGCGGCUGAGCCGUGAUCAUCGCGAGGCUCUGCAGGAUCGGCUGAAGCUAUCGAAAGCGAAGCUGCUCGAGUCAUUGACGACGCAUCUUGGAGGCAGCUGCCCCGUGGCUGUGGGGCUCAUGCGCAGCGGCGACGUUCUCCUAGGUCCUGCUCUAGACCUGGCUCAGCAUCGCUUGAGCGCGACACAGGUUCUCGUUGCCAAUGCUCUUCUUUGUGGCGAUGCCUUUGAGGCCAUUGGCUGCCGCGAGCGUCCCAGAGGCGGUUCUGUGGACCUGCUAAGGCAGCUGGAGAACUUCCAAGAGGUGAAGUGGUUCGGUGGUGAAGAAGCUCCGGGCUCCUUCGAGGGCCUCUUUGCCCAGCGCUGUGCUGCAGAUGCGCGGCUCGUGGAUGUCAUUGGAGCAGGUAAAGCUCUGGUCGGGGACAGCAGUGCGACCGCAAGGUUGUUCCACCCUGUCGGGAGGGACUCGCGAUCUUGGCAGUCAAGUGGCACUACUACGUGUUGCGGUUCUUCGAGAACUUCCGAAAGCCCCAGCACACCUCCAGGUCACGGCUGA
Molecule: messenger RNA, 633 nt
Organism: Symbiodinium sp. CCMP2592
Lineage: Eukaryota; Dinophyceae; Suessiales; Symbiodiniaceae
Source: the annotation of a GenBank genome assembly